AAUUUGAACGCAUCUUUUGAAAAUCGUCGAAUUCGUCGAGUCGACUCGAGUCGGCGAAUUUUUUGACAUAUUCGAGUGGCUUUUGGGCUUUUGGCUUCAUUUAUUUUGACAGUUGAAAAUUCAUGUCAAGCGCUACGUAUUUCUUUGAAAAAAGUCCAUUAUUCAUCGUUUUUUAUUCUUUCUCGACUUUCUUCUUUUGACCAGAAGUGUAGAGAGACGAAACUGAUCCAUUAGUGCGUGUUAUAAGAUAAGAGGGUCCAGAAAUUCCGCAAGAACCAUGUGACACGAAUACGAAAGGGCUACCAGACCGUCAAUGUGACAGAAAUGUUUUCUGCCAUCACGACGAGCCAGUGCUACCGCGGACCCAAAACGACCACAACGCGUCAUAAACGAGAAGCGAUAUAGGGAAAGCGCGUUAAAAAUGAGCGCGAGAUGGCCAGCCCGCCACCGAACCCUAGAGAAGGCGAGGAGGGCGGCUCCGAGUUCACGGAGGAGUCGAGCGGGGAACGCGCGACCACCCCGCAGAAGACGUUCAUAGCGCCGCCCGCGUCACAGCUGCCCACUAAGUUGCAGUUUGUGGCUCUCGGUGCGCCAGGGCCUAGCGGCAGCAUCAAGCAAUGCUUUAGAACGGUGAAAGCGGCGCGACGCGUACCCACACUGCCUCGGCGGCCGCGCGAGGGAGAGGCGGCUGUUGCCGGCACGUCGGCUGCCGGCUCGGCUGCCUCGGAACCCGAACGGCGCACGCGCCGGGACCGCAGCAAGCGACAUGUCUGCACUACUUGUGAUAAGCGCUUCUCUAGCCCUGGGAAACUUAGUCAACAUGUCCUCUCCCACACAGGUGAGCUCCCAUUUUCAUGUAACCUUUGUAACAAACGGUUCAAUUCUAAAUUUAAGCUGGUACGUCAUAACUUGAUUCACAGUGAGGCUCGAGCCUUUGCAUGUAUCACUUGUGGUAAAACUUUCAAUCGCAAAGAUCAUCUUACAAAUCAUGAAAGAGUGCACAAUCCAGCUAAGAGACUGUAUACCUGCGAUAAGCCUGAUUGUAAAAAGUCAUAUACAUCUUCAUUGAGCUUUCGAAAACAUGCGGCUCUACAUUCUGCAGAAGAAGGAAAUCUACAGUGUAUAAUAUGUGAUGAGGUAUUUAGUACUCAACAAGAUAUAGUUUACCACCUAAAGGUCCACACAGGGAGCCGAACUGUAAAGAAUGAGACUGAUAAGAAGUUUACCUGUGAUUACUGUGACAGGAGGUUUUUCACAGCCAAAGACGUGAGACGGCAUCUAGUGGUGCAUACAGGUAGACGAGAUUUUUUAUGUCCUCACUGCCCACAAAAAUUUGGACGUAAGGAUCAUUUAGUAAGGCAUGUAAAGAAUGCUCAUCCUGAGGAGUCAUGGAAGUCGGCAGCAGUCGGUACAUCUAGUGAACCACCUCCCCAGGCAUCAACUUCUUUUGAGGAAACAUAUACAGAUUUUCAAAUAGAGGGUAGUGAAUACCCUUUAUGGAAACCUCCUUCACCAAAAGAAAGCAUGCCAGAAGGCCAAACAAGAGUGCCGUCAUCUGAAAUCAUUGUAGAAAUACCACCUGAGCUUAAAAUAAAAGUGGAACCUGAUAUAAAAUUGGAGGACCCAUUAGAGAUCAAGUUAGAAGAGCCAGUGUCGCCGAGUUGCGAGUUGAUACCUAGCGACUAUCCUGUCAUGUUUAUUGUCCCUUCAUCAUACUCACAGACGCCAUCCAACUUGCCGUACAUGACAACACAGCCUAUGCAGGACACCAUGACCCAAGCCCAUUUGUUAAAUCCUGCUGUACCGUCUCUGCUGGUGGAUCCUGGGGAGGGACCAUCGGGCCUGUCCAGUGAGAUGUUAGGGCUUCUAGAUGACAAUGAGCCAACGUCUACGCCCACCUAUACUGGUGAAGAAGGUCGCCAGCAGCGCUUGCCGGCGUUCACUCAGGCCUUUCAAACGGCGCAGAGCCCGAAGCCGCCGCCGCCGCCGCCGCCGUCCCACUAGCCUCGGUGGCCAGCGAAAUUACCUUCAUGCAUUUAGCUUAUGUGAAAACCGGACUACCUCAUUAGGUAAGGUAGAGCUAAGCUGUAUAUAGUCAGGAGAGCAAAGUAAUGCAAUUGUAAUAUUGGACUUAAUAACUUGUAAGGUGUAUGGAAGCUAUAGGGUGUGUGCCCUCCAGUUGAAUUGCCAAAUUGUAUAUUUGUAUUUCAGGUAUACCAAAAUAUUUCCGAAUUCUACAUGAAUAUGUGAUCUAGUCGUGUAUGUACUUUCGGAAUUUGUAAAUUGUUUAUUUAUAACAUACCUUGUAUGAUCUAUGGAGUUUAUAGGGGACCAACUCUGUGCUAAGUUCAUUAUGCGAUCAUUCAAAUUUUGAACGUGUUUUCUGUGAGUUAAUGGUGAUGGCGCGCAGAAUUUAGUUUGAAGGUAUGGCUCUUGGAAGCAGUAGGCUAUUACAAUAUGUUUCAGAGAGGCGUGCUGCUUUUGACGCGAAGUUAUAAUACAACAGAGCAUAUCCCUUGUCUAUCAAUAAAGUAGAUUCAGAAUUCUGCUGGAAUAAUGACAUCAGAUCUGUUUAAAGCUAGAAUGUAUUUCAUCUAUGUAAGUAUAACAAUGUGACUGUUGAAGGGAUGGAAUUAAAUAUCAUUCUAUUAUACAGAAUGCUAUUCAAGUCCUAAGAACUCGACAGGUAUGAGCUAGAAACUAAAUGCAAUAUACCUCAGAGGCACUCGUGUCUCCUUAGAAUAAUAAGAAAACUAAUUGGGUCUGUCUGGUGAGCAAAGUAUGAGAUGAACAGCAGAUAUCUAUAAAUCGCAUUGUGUUUUCAACUGAUGUGCCAAAUAUGAAAUCAUGGACUAGAAAACCUUAGAAUGCUUCCAAUUAAUAAAGUGUAGAAUUCUUUUGCUCAUUAGACGCAUAUGAAACAUAAUUGAGCAGAAUUUAUGAGUGUUUAUUUGAUGAUCCGACAGCGACAAAAUUCAAAUGUUUGCUGAUUUAAUACAUGCAAAAAUUUGAUUUUUAUAUGGGGAAUUAAAAUCCGAAAUUCAUGCUAAGCGUCUUGGCUUACUUUUUAGGAUUACGAGCCAAAUUAUGUUAAUAUUUGUUAGUGUGGAAACUUGGUGUAAGUGUCAGAUGGUUGAUAAAAUUAUAGUGAGAAUUUAAACAACUUGGAGUGAAAUGGAAGGGUAGGACAGCUGGAUUUAUUAGGUGCCUUGCAUUUCUAGGAUAAACAGUAAACUGUAAUGUACUAUAGCAUAGCCACUACUCACGAUAAAAAAAUAUUAUAUACCAAUGUUUAAAAUAAUGGAAAUCACUCUGAAUUAUUACUGAUCAAAUUAAAAAUAAUUAAUUGUUAAUAUAUGGCGUUCAUUAAUGGUUAUGCAUUAAUUGUAUGUAUUUUGCGACUGGAUAUAUGUUCCGCAAAGCUAACAAGGCAGUUAAAAUUAUUUCACUCAGCAUCAUUACUUUUCACUAUCGGCCUGUGAAAUUUCAUUACCAGUGCAGUGUUAGCUUGACAAUUUUUAAUCACAUCAGAUCAUUAACUAAAAUUUACCUGGCAAUUGUAAUAUAUGCAACAAUUGCGUAUAAUAUGUAAUAUUACCGGCUAUUAUUUACUAUGCGUUCACCACAACGUAGACAGUUGAUAAUGCUUCUUACUACCACAUCUGGGAUGACAGUCGUAACGGUAUAUAAUAUUUAAAAAUACUACUCUUAUUCUACGGAAAGACGAAUGAAUAUGUAAAUUCUAUAAUCUCAUUGUUGUACUUAUGUUUAGUUUAUUAUUGGAUAAUCAUGAGUUUCAUGUGGUCUAUGCUGUAGGAUCGGAUCAGUUUGAUUUAGUCGGAACGCUACCGAGAUUUAUAACGAAAAUAGAUGUUUAUCUUUCAAUUACCAUCUGCUCCUGUGUGAAUUUUGUCGUACUAAUAACUUUUGUUCUGUUCAUUAAAAUCUAUAACAUAUUAUAGAUAUACGGGUCUUAAAGUUCGCACGCUUCGAAGUUUUUCUAUCAUUCCAUAUUAAAGUAUGAUUAGUAUAUUUAAAUAACAAUAAUUAGCGAAUUAAAUAGCCAAAUAUCUAAUCAUAAUUCGUGAUAAUAAUGAAAACAACAACAUGUAUUAAGGGGAGCUUCUUAAUGCUUUACUUUUUAGGCAUUAAAAGAUAAUAUACCUCAUCAUUAGAAUAGAUGAAGCAAUGUGCAAACAAAUGUUAUCUCUCUAUAUCCGGGUAGCUGUAGGGUGCCGUUAUAUUGUUAAUAUGAAAUAAGCUCAAAAGCAUAUUACCUGUAAACUCGGCGGCGUUCCAAAUGCUACCA
Molecule: messenger RNA, 4309 nt
Organism: Achroia grisella
Lineage: Eukaryota; Metazoa; Arthropoda; Insecta; Lepidoptera; Pyralidae
Product: zinc finger protein PLAG1-like
Exons: 1
Coding region: 433-2004 (523 amino acids)
Biological process (GO): regulation of transcription by RNA polymerase II
Cellular component (GO): nucleus
Molecular function (GO): DNA-binding transcription factor activity, RNA polymerase II-specific; RNA polymerase II transcription regulatory region sequence-specific DNA binding
Source: RefSeq, a predicted model, not a curated record